Molecule: messenger RNA, 616 nt
Organism: Pollicipes pollicipes
Lineage: Eukaryota; Metazoa; Arthropoda; Thecostraca; Pollicipedomorpha; Pollicipedidae
Product: centromere protein V
Exons: 4
Coding region: 62-469 (135 amino acids)
Molecular function (GO): carbon-sulfur lyase activity
Source: RefSeq, a predicted model, not a curated record
GCCGCGACCGGUGCCGAGCCGCCACCCCCACGGAGACGGAGUCAGCGCCCACGCCCUCGACAUGCAGUACAACAUUUUCCAGGUGAUGGACGAGCAGGGAGUGAAGAAACACAAGGGUGGCUGCCACUGUGGUCAGGUCCGGUUUGAGGUCAUCGCGCCGUCUCAGGUCACCGCUGUCGAGUGCAGCUGUGGUACCUGCACCAAGCGGCAGAGCCGUUACUUCGCCGUGUCCACCGACCAGUUCCGGCUGCUGAAAGGCCACGGCCAGCUCAGCACGUUCGGUCCCCUGCACGCCAAGCACCCUUUCUGCACCACAUGCGGCGUGCAGAGCUUCUUCAUCCCCAGCGCCGGCCAGGACGACUUUGUCGGUGUUAUGCCGCACUGCCUUGACCCCGGAACAAUGAAAAAAGUGAAGACAGAGAAGCGAAGCUCAAAGAAAUCAGCUUUGUCGAGAGGGUCUUCGAAAUGAAGCAAGGAAGGAGGCGGAGGAGAGCCAGCAAAGCUGUUGUCUGCUGUUCCUUCCCCAUUUUGUCAUGGUUAGAGCUCUCUAUGCAAAGUCAUGCAAGCGCACCCACAAUACCUUCGGUCUUUUUUUUAAUAUAAUUUAACUUAUGAU